AUGAACGGUUCCUUCCUUCCAUUUCUGUGUGUAAUCAUUUAUUUAUGGGUCUUUGUUUAUGUGUUAAUUGCUGGAAUCGGCGUUUUAGAUAAAAAUUGCAAAAUAGAUAAAAAUCACAUUCUGGUGGCACAUAAUGACUAUCGGCAUUUUCACCUAGCCCCCAAACUAGAAUGGAGCGAUGAGUUGGAAGAAUCCGCAAUUAAAGAGGCCAAGAGGAUAUCAAAUGAGAACUCAUGCAAAUUACCAUCUUACUAUCGCAAAUUAACCGCAACAAACUACCUGUCUGUAAGAAGACAAACGCUAGAAGAACGUGUCGCUGUUGAAUUUUGGUAUGAAGGAAAAAUAGACUACGACUUUGUAAAAUGUUCCGCAAAGAGUAGGAAUCCAAAUUUGCUUGCCUUUACGCAGCUUAUAUGGAAGAAUACAACGCAUGUUGGAUGCGGAGUGACAUGUUGUGAUACCGACAUGAUCCUGGUUUGUAGAUAUCAUCCGUUUGGGAAUAUUCCAGGUGAAUUUUGUUCAAAUGUUGAAAAAAGGUAUUAUGAUACAAUGAUGGAAGAAUCACAUAAUACACCAACACAAACACUGGCUAUGCCAAAUGCCUGA
Molecule: messenger RNA, 606 nt
Organism: Theileria equi strain WA
Lineage: Eukaryota; Apicomplexa; Aconoidasida; Piroplasmida; Theileriidae
Product: signal peptide-containing protein
Exons: 10
Coding region: 1-606 (201 amino acids)
Cellular component (GO): extracellular region
Source: RefSeq, a predicted model, not a curated record